AUGGAAGACAUUCCGACAACCAACGAGACCAAGGGUCAACCCGAAUCCAUGACCAACAAAAUCCUCGAGACCGGUGCUGCCGCGACACAGAACUUUGCUCCACCCAAGAGAGUCUGCGCUCAUCUCAAUGCCUUUCAUGCAUAUGCCAAUGAUCCUACUCGUUGCGUGCGACAAUGCCUUCUCUACGACUCGCCCGAGUCAAAUGCUCGUCUCAUCGGUAUCGAAUACAUGAUCAGUGCCCGCCUCUACGACACUCUAGACCAGGAUGAGCGCAAGUACUGGCACUCUCACGUCUUCGAAGUCAAAUCCGGCAUGCUCCUCAUGCCACGUCCUACCGGUGUCCCUGAAGCUGUGUGGGAAGUUGCAGAGAACAAGGAGAUGGAAGAUGUCGUCACUCUGUACGGAAAGAUCUUCCAUCUGUGGCAGACGGACAAAGGUCACAAGCUCCCUCUGGGCGAGCCUCAGCUCAUGACCAGCUAUACCGACUACGAUCAGUUCGACUUUGACCAGAAGGUUGGAGACAGAGACAGAAGAUUCGGCGAAGACCACCGUCACAAGCACGCAGAUGCUGCUUGGAAGGAUGGAAACAACAAGCAGUCUGAGAAGAAUGGCGCCAUGACCCAUCCUUCUGUUAUGCAGGACAGCCACAGUGCUGCUUAG
Messenger RNA from Aureobasidium uvarum, 660 nucleotides. NCBI's taxonomy places the organism in Eukaryota, Fungi, Ascomycota, Dothideomycetes, Dothideales, Saccotheciaceae. The record is from the annotation of a GenBank genome assembly.